This is a messenger RNA of Caenorhabditis angaria, 852 nucleotides long. NCBI's taxonomy places the organism in Eukaryota, Metazoa, Nematoda, Chromadorea, Rhabditida, Rhabditidae. The record is from the annotation of a GenBank genome assembly.
AUGGAUGAAACUCAAAACGUUGAUUUCAAUUUUUUCGAUAUCGAUGACAUAAUUGCGAAAUCUGAGUCAACAUCUUGCACUUUUGAUGGAGACGCAUUUGGUGAAGGUAUUUAACAAAUUCCUGAAACUCUUGAAAAAAAAGUUAAACAUUGCAGAUUUUUAUGAAGAAAUUCUUGGAAUCGGGCGGCCGAAAAUAAAUGCAGGUGGUUUUUCAGUUGAUGCUCCUUAUUGGCUCAUCGAUUCUGUGAAAACAAAAUGCAGGGUGAGUCGGUUUAUCCCAGAUUUAUUCGAAUAUUUUUUUUUUUGCGAAAAAAGUAAUACUUAGGAAAAGUUAUUUUUAUAUUGUGACUACAAAUUAGUCACAUCUACAACAAUUGUACAUAGUUUUAGCGAGAUUUUUCUAGAUCAAUGUUUCGCAAACAUACGGUCCAACAAUGCAAAGUGUGCUGACUGCCGACGCUAAAAAUAUCAACCUCGCUCGACAAGAACAAAACUUUUUUGCGAUUGGAAUGGAAUUGUGCCAACUGUUAAAAGAGGAAGAUCCAGACGGCGCCUACAAACUUUCGAAAUGUUUGCUUUCCACACUAACACAACGUUUAGGAGGUGAAUGUUUGUUUUGCAUGUUGAUUUUGAAAGAAGAAAAAUCAUUUUAAAGAUGGGAAAGAAAGAACGUCAUUAAAUAAUGUUUUUCUAGGAAUUAUUGCGAUUGCUUUACAUGGACAAAAUAAGGCGGAAAAAUUGGCGAAUUUGGAGAUUAAAGUUUUCGAGAAAGGGAAGAAGCAUAAACAAGAUAUUGAUAAUUGGCUGAGAGAAAAUUCGAAACUCAAAACUAACAAGCGAAAACUUCAAUGA